Messenger RNA from Kickxella alabastrina, 2049 nucleotides. RefSeq lists its product as uncharacterized. NCBI's taxonomy places the organism in Eukaryota, Fungi, Kickxellomycota, Kickxellomycetes, Kickxellales, Kickxellaceae. The coding region runs from base 1 to 2049 and encodes 682 amino acids. The record is from RefSeq and is a predicted model, not a curated record. The transcript has a single exon. Gene Ontology annotation, molecular function: carbohydrate derivative binding; L-glutamine:D-fructose-6-phosphate transaminase (isomerizing) activity. Gene Ontology annotation, biological process: protein N-linked glycosylation; fructose 6-phosphate metabolic process; UDP-N-acetylglucosamine metabolic process.
AUGUGCGGAAUCUUUGCCUACUUGUCCUACUAUGUCGAGAAGGACCGCCGCUAUGUCGCCGACACGCUGCUCAACGGUCUCUCGCGCCUCGAGUACCGCGGCUACGACUCCUCGGGCUUUGCCUUUGACGGUGAUACCGCCAGGGAUACCAUCAUCAUCAAGCAGGUCGGCAAGGUCGCCGCUCUGCGCGCCCUGGUUGACGAGUCCGACCUCGACUGGAACAAGACGUACACUAUUCAGACAUCCAUCUCGCACACGCGCUGGGCCACCCACGGCCAGCCCUCGUCCAUCAACGCUCACCCGCACCGGUCGGACCCCACCAACGAGUUCACGAUCGUCCAUAACGGCAUCAUCACGAACUACAAGGAGCUGCGCACACUGCUGGGAAACAAGGGCUACCUGUUCGAGUCCGAGACCGAUACUGAGAUUGUCGCCAAGCUGCUCAAGUACGUCUACGACUCUCAGCGCGGCCAGCACAUCAGCUUCCCGGACCUGGCCAAGGCCGUUGUGAAGGAGCUCGAGGGCGCCUUUGCCUUCCUCAUCAAGAGCGUGCACUACCCGGGCGAGAUCGUCGCCGCACGCCGCGGCUCGCCGCUGCUCAUCGGCAUCAAGACAUCGGAGAACCUGACCGUGGACUUUGUCGAUGUCGAGGAGACCACCAAUAGCGUUGCCGCAUCGAGCAUCAACGAGGAUAAGGCGCCAGCAUAUGCCAAGCGCGCUCAGUCCAGGUCUUUCUCGCGCGCGGACGGCAGCACGCAGCCGCUGGAGUACUUCCUGGCGUCCGACCCCUCUGCCAUCAUCGAGCAUACGCGCCGGGUCCUGUACCUGGAGGACGACGACAUGGCGCACAUCAGCGCCAAGGGAGACCUGCACAUCUACCGCCUGCGCCGCGACGACGGUCUGUCGUCCAUCCGGUCGAUCAAGACGCUGGAGAUGGAACUGGCUGCCAUCAUGAAGGGCAACUUCCCGCACUUUAUGCUCAAGGAGAUCUAUGAGCAGCCCGAGUCCGUCGUCAACGCCAUCCGCGGUCGCGUCGACUUUAACAAGCACACGGUUGUGCUCGGCGGCCUGCGCAACUACCUGGCGUCCAUCCGCCGCUGCCGCCGCAUUGUCUUCACCGCCUGCGGCACCAGCUAUAACAGCUGCUUGGCCACCCGCGCUAUCUUCGAGGAGCUGACGGAGAUUCCCGUCUCUGUCGAGCUCUCGUCCGAGUUCCUCGACCGCAAGUCGCCUAUUUUCCGCGACGACGUCUGCGUCUUUGUCUCGCAGUCCGGCGAAACCGCCGAUACUAUUCUUGCCCUGCGCUACUGCCUUGAGCGCGGCGCCCUCUGCGUCGGUGUCACUAACACUGUGGGCUCGUCUAUUUCGCGCGAAACCCAUUGCGGUGUGCACAUUAAUGCCGGUCCUGAGAUCGGAGUUGCCAGCACCAAGGCGUACACCUCCCAGUAUCUGGCACUCGUCAUGAUGGCGCUGCAGCUCGGCGAAGAUCGCAUUUCGAUGACCGAGCGUCGCCGCGAGAUCAUCGAUGGUCUGCGCGAACUUCCCAACCUCGUCAAGGAGGUGCUUGCCCUCGACAGUGGCAUCAAGCUGCUCUCCCAGGAUCUGUACAAGGAGAAGAGCAUGCUUAUUCUCAGCCGUGGGUUCCAAAGCGCCACUUGCCUUGAGGGCGCGCUCAAGAUCAAGGAGCUCUCGUAUAUUCACUGUGAGGGUAUCAUGGCCGGUGAGCUCAAGCACGGUCCCUUGGCCCUCAUUGAUGAGCACAUCCCUGUCAUUAUUAUCAUGACCCAGGACGCGUACUACCCUAAGGUGCAGAGCGCUCUGCAGCAGGUUCAGGCUCGCAAGGGUAGCCCUAUCCUUAUUUGCAACAGCGGUGAUACCAACAUUGAUGAUGCUGAGAACAGGACCAUCCGUAUUCCGCUCACUGUCGAUUGUCUGCAGGGCAUCCUGUCUAUCAUCCCGUUGCAGCUCAUGUCCUACCACAUGGCCACUCUCAACGGCGUCGAUGUUGACUUCCCCCGUAACCUGGCAAAGUCUGUGACAGUUGAGUAA